Messenger RNA from Megalops cyprinoides (Indo-Pacific tarpon), 3085 nucleotides. RefSeq names its product tumor susceptibility gene 101 protein-like. Gene Ontology annotation, biological process: protein transport; endosome to lysosome transport; protein modification process. Gene Ontology annotation, molecular function: ubiquitin binding. NCBI's taxonomy places the organism in Eukaryota, Metazoa, Chordata, Actinopteri, Elopiformes, Megalopidae. The record is from RefSeq and is a predicted model, not a curated record. The transcript is spliced from 10 exons. The coding region runs from base 365 to 1546 and encodes 393 amino acids. Gene Ontology annotation, cellular component: ESCRT I complex.
UGUUUUAUGUAGGCAUUGCGAUUUCCUGUUGGAUUCGUCCUACAUGAUACAGAUUGGUAGCUUGCUAUCGGUAAUUAUUUUGUGUUCUGUAGAUUAAGAAGGGUUCUGUUUCGGGAAAUUGUGAUUAACACCCUCAAGCGCUAGCUAGCUACAAAUAUCGUCAUCAUCGGUGGUGAACAGUGCGACAAGUGGCUGUCUGGUAGCAUUUAUGCCUGUGAGCUUGGGAAGCUAGCUAGAUAGCUAGCUUGCUAGCUAGCUGCCAGAAAUUAUCCUAGUUCAAGGCCUGUGGUAUUUUUAAUUCUUAGUAAAUAGCUCUUAACCUAACCAGCUUCUUCGAGGAAUAAAGAAUCUUCCUAAUCAAGUCAUGGCAGUUGUCAACGAAGGCGCGCUCAAGAAAAUGCUGUCAAAGCAAUACAAAUACAGAGAUUUGACCGUGCGCGAAAUCACCAAUGUGAUUUCUCAGUACAAGGAUCUGAAACCUGUUAUGGAUGCUUAUGUGUUCAAUGAUGGCUCCACAAGAGACUUGAUGAGUCUAACAGGAACAGUGCCUGUAAGCUACAGAGGAAAUGUGUACAACAUUCCUGUAUGUCUAUGGCUUCUAGACAGCUACCCCUACAACCCACCGAUCUGUUUUGUGAAGCCCACCAGUACAAUGAUGAUAAAAACAGGGAAACACAUUGACGCCAACGGCAAAAUCUACCUGCCCUACCUGCAUGAGUGGAAGCAUCCCCAGUCGGACCUGUAUGGGCUGAUCCAGGUGAUGAUCGUCGUGUUUGGGGAGGAGCCCCCGGUGUUUUCACGACCCACCACACAGACCUCCUACCAGCCUUUCCCAGCCACCGGGCCUCCUAACACAUCCUACAUGCCAGGUAUGCCAGCAGUGUCUCCGUAUGGUCCAAGUCACUCUCCAGGCCCCGGUGGAUACCCUGGAUAUCCAUAUCCUGGUGGAAACUCAUACCCAUCUACAGCGGCUACCACUCACUACACCUCCCAGACUCCUGUCACCACUGUGGGCCCCAGCCGCGACGGCACCAUCGGCGAGGACACCAUCCGCGCCUCCCUCAUCUCCGCGGUGAGCGACAAGCUGCGCUGGAGGAUGAAGGAGGAGAUGGACCGGGCGCAGGCCGAGCUGGACGCCCUGAAGAGGACCGAGGAGGACCUGAAGAAGGGCCACCAGAAGCUGGAGGAGAUGGUGUCCCGGCUGGACCAGGAAGUGACGGAGGUGGACAGGAACAUCGACCUGCUGAAGCGCAAGGACGAGGAGCUGAGCGCCGCUCUGGAGAAGAUGGAGAGCCAGUCGGAGAACAACGACAUCGACGACGUCAUCGUGCCCACGGCCCCGCUCUACAAGCAGAUCCUCAACCUGUACGCCGAGGAGAACGCCAUCGAGGACACCAUCUUCUACCUGGGGGAGGCGCUGCGUCGCGGGGUCAUCGACCUGGAGGUCUUCCUCAAGCAUGUCCGGCUCCUGUCACGGAAGCAGUUUCAGCUGCGAGCGCUCAUGCAGAAAGCCCGCAAGACCGCCGGUCUCAGCGACCUCUACUGACCGCACUGCGCGGCUCUCGUUCAGAUAGUACCCUCCUCUCCUUUGUUCUCCUCCACCUACGUUCACCUGGUCCCUUGACUCCACCCUUUCCUGUCACUCCCAAACACAGGGUACAGCAGUGUUCCUCUCUAGCCGCUAGGGUAGUGGCAGCACCUCCUAAUUAGUUCUCUACUGUAAUACACACAGCCAAAUACUGUGGGAAGUAUAUGUGGGAGAACACUAAAAAAAAUAGUCUUGAGAAAUGAGGUUUUAAGAUUUCUUCUGUUUUUUUUUUUUUUUAGAGAAAAUGAAAGGUCUUUUAAGGCAGACUAAGUGUAAGAGCACCAUUUGCAUACAUAUUUAUUCGCAUUAAGUUUCAGGACCACCUCUUGCUCUGUCUGUUCUCCUUGGUAAAGCUGCAAAUGACUGGGUACCGUGACAUGAGCACCUCACCUGCCUUACUGAGAAGAGAGAAAAUGAACAUUUACAGGGGGGAAAACUCAGUCCAUUUGAGCGUAUUGAAGAGAGGGACCUGAGCACGUCACCCAUGGAUAGAGAGGAUAUGAACUGACACCUAUAAUAUAAUUCAGCAGUGUUGUGUGGGGAGGCUGGCGUUGGAGAGUUUGUCAGCAGCACAUAGUUGACAUUCACUCACUGGGUUCUUGCUCUUUAGAUCGGUCGCCCUCAGAAGGCCACUUACCGGUCACCAUAAAGGAAAGGUUAAGCCAAGAUAAAAAUAAACACUUUCACCCUUUCGGUCAGGCAGGGGAUGAGCUAGUGGAGUUGUAUACUUUUUCAGCACUCCUCCCUCGCCUUCAGAUAGUACACGCUACUCCUAGUCAUUUUCUUCUUUUUUUUUGUCAAGUCAUUUGCUUGAUGUCAUUAUUUCACACUGUGUGGUGAUGGCAGUGUGCUGAUUUUGCUAAUAAGCUGCUGGGAUAGUUCAUUUAUGGUGGCCCCCGGUCAUCACAUUGCGUCUCUACUAGAGAGGUGUAUGCGCAUGCUCCAUGGUCAGGUCUUUGGGUUGUUCUGCAUGGCUGCUGAUGAAUUCCCUCCUGCAGAGGAAGCCAUUGACGGGCCACAGAACAGAAAUCAGGGCAGUCUUAUAGAACAGAAAAAUGCCCAGCUGUUGGGUUGGUGAAGCUCCACUGACAACAGUCACUGUACAAAAUCAACCGUUUGUGUGGAAGAUGUGUCAAUACGUACAUUAACUAUGAACCUGAACUACCUUGAGCGCUUAUUCAUAUGGAAGGGUAAGACAGAGGAGUGUGCUUCAUAGUUUAAGACAUCAAGAGGUGGCAAAGCUGUAUUAUAUACAAAAUUACUCUGGGGUUUCUGUUGUUACUUUGCCCUAAUGACUUUUUCCAUUUACUCUGUACCCUGUACCUUACUACAUUAGUCACUGUUUUCUUCAGAACUCAGGCUAGUAUCACGGACAAUGAAGUCAUAGAACCCACUCCAGUCUAACUUAUAUCAAGUGAAUAUUAAUGCUAUUUUUCAUUUAAGUUUAGCUUAUGUUAAAAUGCACUUUCAGUGAUAUGUAAAAUGGGAGCUUUUUUG